AUGGCCACCCCGUGGAACUUCCGCAUCAGACCAACCAGUCCUCAUGAGCGUCAACCCGGCAAGAUCCAGGUUACACGGCCAACCGCAAUCAACCGGAGGAGCAGCAACCUAUAUGAACGAGAGGCGGAGACCUAUACUUUUCUCUUCGAGCCUUAUAAGCUGGGAGGGGCCACGGUUUAUACCUUUACCAUCCGUUCAUACCCGGGAGAUGCCUUGGGCUGCAAUGUUUCGGUAUUUGCCAAGGUCGGACUCGAACUGUCUACCGCCCUCAAUAAUUCGCGCGCAUUCAUCGGUCCAGGUAUGAAAGGCAGAAGCAUCCCUGUCGUCAAAUAUUCAAAGGGAAAAUUACUUCAAAGGGGAAAUUACAAAAUAUCACCGCCUGCGUAUGGACGAACCCUGGCGGACCUUCCAGCCCAAGAAGUCAGGUAA
Trichophyton rubrum CBS 118892 is the source of this 429-nucleotide messenger RNA. RefSeq lists its product as uncharacterized. Lineage: Eukaryota; Fungi; Ascomycota; Eurotiomycetes; Onygenales; Arthrodermataceae. The transcript is spliced from 3 exons. The coding region runs from base 1 to 429 and encodes 142 amino acids. The record is from RefSeq and is a predicted model, not a curated record.